Molecule: messenger RNA, 1332 nt
Organism: Gloeophyllum trabeum ATCC 11539
Lineage: Eukaryota; Fungi; Basidiomycota; Agaricomycetes; Gloeophyllales; Gloeophyllaceae
Exons: 1
Coding region: 1-1332 (443 amino acids)
Source: RefSeq, a predicted model, not a curated record
AUGCCUAUCAGGCCACUAUACCCACACCGCCGUCAAGUCCCGUCGCUCUCCGCUGCGGUGGGCAUCAACACCGCUGGCACCACCAUAGCCAUUGACACACAGGCUGCGACAGGCAGCCUCGUCGUAGACUCCUCUGCGUCCACGGCCGCAGCCGACGUCCCCGCGCAGCUCCCCACGAUCACUGUCACGCCCUCGCCCAAGGCCACGUCCUCCACCGCGCCGCCCCCCGCAUCCACCAGCGCCGCCGCUGCCGCCCCCGCCUCCGACACCGACAACCAGAUCCCCAUCGGCACCGUCGUCGGCGCGUGCAUCGGCGCCUUCGCCGCGCUCGGCCUGCUCAUCUGCCUCGUCCUCUGGUGCGGCAAGCGCGAGAAGGACGCGAAGCGCCGCGGCGCGCGCAACAUCAGCGGCGACAGCGACCGGCGGCGCUCGCGCCUCGAGCCGUGGGCGCGCCUCGGCGACGACGAGGACCGCUGGGAGGGCCAGACCGCGCGGCCCGAGACGCGCGAGGUCGGCGAGGAGGAGAAGUUUAACAUGUUCAAAAAGUCGCCGAGCAUCCGCACGCGCGCGUCGGAGAAGUCCGCGAGCGAGUACGAGCUCCCGCCGGUGCCCGUCUCCUCGUACUACCCCGGGCUCGCGGAGGAGCUGUCCGGCGCGGGCGCGCCCCCGCGGAAGUUCAUGGGCCGCGCGGAGAGCACGCCGACGGUCUCGUGGGACGGGGAAACGGUUGGCGACGACUCGUUCUUGUCUAUGCGGUCUCUGCGCAUGUCGAAUGGGGGUGCCAUGUCGCCCGUCAAAGAUCUCGCUAUUCCCACCCCUCCGACCACCGUAUCGCACGCUCAGAACCACAAAUGGGAGUCGGCCGAGGUCGUCCGCCCGGAGGACCUGGAAGUCUCGAAUCCGUUCGAUGAUGAGCCCGUGCAGCGCAGAAAGAGCGUCAACAACCCCUUCUUCGGCGCCCAGGACGCGCGGCCGCGGAGCAAGAGCCUGCGCGUCAGCAGCACGAGCGCGGCGAAUCCGUUCGCGGACGAGAACGGCACCGUGCAGACGCCGCCGAAGGCGGUCACGAAGCGCACGACGCGCAACGCGGACAGCGUGAUGACCGCGCGCAGCUCCGUCACGUACACCACGCACCGCGCGAUGCGCUCGCUCAUCGCGGCGCUCGAUUUGCCCACGGAGGAGGAGCCGGGCGUGCCGGAUCUGCACAAGGAGCUGCGCGUGUCGGCGCAGCCGUCUAUGAUGUCGACCUCUACGUACGGGGACGAGGAGGUGAUGAGUGUCGGGCAGUUCCCGCUGCCUCCGGGAACGUCGACUGUGACUCACAACGAGUAG